CUCGCCUGCUACCUCGAGUGUGAGUGUGGCUGGGUUCUUAGGUGUGGCUGCCAGUACCUAACUUUAGGUAAUCCCGCAGUCGGGCCGGCACCCAGUUGAGUUACCAGGUUCGAUCAGCCGGCAACAGACACUUCAUGAACUAUAGGUAGUGUAAAUGACCAACCAUCUCAACCAGAAUAAUAAUUCGAUAGCAGGCUUUUCUGUACGCAGCUGCCUCGGGCAACCUCUCAGACAUUUGCCUUUCACCAGUCACUAUGAGUACCUUCGGAAGCCCUGGGGCUCUCCCAAAUACCAAGCCCACCCCACCACAGAGAGGGAGUUUUCCCCUUGAUCAUGACGGAGAGUGCAAAGAUGUCAUGAUGAGUUACCUAAGCUGUAUCAAGAAGGUCAAAGGCGUCAACCAGGACGAAUGCCGGCAACUGGCCAAGUCAUAUCUUGGGUGUCGGAUGGACCAUAAUUUGAUGGCAAAAGACGACUUCAAAAACCUGGGGUUUAAGGAGGACAAAACUCCCAGCCAGGCUGGGACCAACACCAACGGCGUCAAGGGCGAGCUUCAGUGGUGA
Podospora pseudocomata is the source of this 563-nucleotide messenger RNA. It is a transcript of the gene COX19, whose product is annotated as Cytochrome c oxidase assembly protein cox19. NCBI's taxonomy places the organism in Eukaryota, Fungi, Ascomycota, Sordariomycetes, Sordariales, Podosporaceae. Gene Ontology annotation, cellular component: mitochondrial intermembrane space. Gene Ontology annotation, biological process: mitochondrial respiratory chain complex IV assembly. Bases 255 to 563 code for a protein of 102 amino acids. The record is from RefSeq and is a predicted model, not a curated record. The transcript has 4 exons.